AUGCCAUGCGAUAACGAAUGUAUUGACCUGAAUAGAAAGAAUACAAAUUUAUACUUUUGUUGUGACCGGUGUCCAUUACAUAUUAUGUGUGGCGAUCAAAUUUCUGCAGAACAAUUAAAUACGACUGGACUAAUAAGCGUAGGUCAUGGUUGCAUGUUACGAAACAAGAAAGGUGUCAUUUAUGCUCAUAAUGCUUAUCAGAAUGUGCUCAAAACUGGACCAAUGGUGUAUUCGCCUUACAUGGAUUCAAUUAAUAAUAUGAUAAAUGUGUCUUUAUCGUCAGAUGUUAUGGGAAAUUCAAAAAAUAACUACACCAUUAGUAGUCUUGAUAAAAUAGGUGCGGAUCUGGAACAUAUGCGGAAGGCUGCUCCCAUAAUUAGCAGUGUGACAUUCCAUGACGUACAUCAGUAUAUUGCCUCAUACUCCAUUUUGGGAAUUUUCGUCGUGGUAGGAGUGAUUCUACUGUUUCGGAGGUUUCGUCGAACCGGUACGGCAGCACCUGUCCAGCAGAUACCAUCAACCAUAGCAAUGAUGCCAAUACAGCAAACCACUGAUGUGCAGGAGGAAACAUCGGUAGCGGCAUUGGCAGCAGCAGAGGCAGCCAGUAUCGCAGUGGGCUCCAAAGAACCCACCCGGGACCGGACUCCGAUAGGUCUUAGUGUUAAUGAUAGUGCCGUGGAAUGGUACGAUGAAAAAUUUAAUAACUAUUACAGGGUUAGUAGAGAACAAUUUCAAGAACUUUUGUCAUUUGUGGAGGCCGAUAUUUUAAAACAAAAUACUUACUACAGGAAAGCUAUUUCACCUCAAGAGAAACUAGCUGUGUGCCUAAGGUAA
This is a messenger RNA of Pieris macdunnoughi, 834 nucleotides long. The record is from the annotation of a GenBank genome assembly. Lineage: Eukaryota; Metazoa; Arthropoda; Insecta; Lepidoptera; Pieridae.